ACGACCCCUCACCGCCCCUCUCCUUGUCGACCAAUGGUGCUCCAGAGCGUGCGGCGGGAGACUACGAGGACUUCCUUCCCAAUGCUUCCUUCAUACACAACCUUUAAUGUUAGAAAGCUCCAACAUUUCAUGAAUGAAGUACAAGCGAAGAGUGUGAAUUUAAGGGUGGUUGUUCUGCGACAAUGCGCCGCUCCGGAGCCCCCAGCCGGCUCACCGCCAACGCCGCCAAACGGCCCAGGUUCCAGCCCCCGGGAGGGUCUCUCCCCAGGUCAUCAGCACAGCCUCCGGGGCAGGCUGACCAACGGGCUCUAAACACCAAUGCCAUAUUGACAGAGCAGGCCCAGAGGGGCCUGGCCGGGCCUGCUCUUGAUGCCCCAAUGAAGCUGCCCUGGCCUGGUCCUACGGAGGAUGCUUCUCCGGGCAUGUCCAGGGCUCUGGCGAUGGUCCUCCACGCAGCAGAGUGUAAAGAGAAUGACAUGGAAGCAGACGGACAUCCUCAGGUUACACCUGUAGAGUCCGGAGCCGGGCUAGGCGGUCCUCCUCAGCUGCAUCAAGGCUCCUCUCCCAAGGCUCCACUGGGGAAGGCAGGGUCUUCAGGGGGGGUUCCAUCCGGCCCCCCCAGCACGUCCGGGGUCAGGUACUUCAAUGUGAUGUGGUGUAAAGCCAGCAAGAAGAAGCACAAGCGCUGGGAGGGGGAUGCUGUGCUUGUGACCAGAGGACGCACCGCCACACUCAAAGACAUGGAGGGCAAAGACAUCGGAAAAGGAAGUGGCUACAAGGUGUCUGAGCUUGCCGCUCUUUGUGAGGGGGAGACUCUGAUGGUCGGGGGGAAGGAGGUGGAGGUGAUGGGGGUGAUAUCUGCUGAAGACUUUGCCAAGGGCCGCUGCUUCCAAGAAGCCCACGUGGUAAAGGAAGAGGAGGGUCCCAAGUCCGGCCCGCCUCCCCCUCGGAACUCGGCCUCUAAACCGUUCUGCAGCCCCAUGCUGGGCAGAGCGGAGAACACCGGCACCAGAGGGCAGGAGGAGCAGCCGGGCAGGCCCCGCCAUGACCCCCUCGCUGCAGGUGCCUUGGUUAUGCCGCGUCCCUCCACCAAUCACCAGUGGGCCUCUAACAAGGCAGGGCUACCUGUGGUGGACGUGGUGGUGGACCCUCACCUGGUCAAUAACCUUCGACCGCACCAAAGGGAAGGCCUGCUCUUCCUCUACGAGUGUGUGAUGGGCAUGAGGGCGCCGUCCAGCAACGGGGCCAUCCUGGCAGAUGAGAUGGGCCUGGGGAAGACCCUGCAGAGCGUGGCGCUGGCCUGGACGCUGCUCAGACAGGGGCCGUACGGGGGGAAGCCCAUGGCCAAGCGUGUUCUGGUGGUGGCCCCCGGCAGCCUGGUGCAGAACUGGGGGGCCGAGUUCAACAAGUGGCUGGGCCGAGAGAGGAUCAGCGUCUACGCCGUGGACCAGGACCACAGGAUAGAGCAGUUUGUGGCCUCUCCUCUCCACAGUGUCCUGGUGAUCAGCUAUGAGAUGCUGCUGCGCUCUCUAGAGCAGGUCCAGAAGCUGGAGUUCGGCCUCAUCGUGUGUGACGAGGGCCACCGGCUGAAGAACAGCAGCAUCAAGACGUCCUCGGCCAUCAGCGGGCUCAGCUGCAGACGCAGGGUCAUCCUGACAGGUACUCCCGUCCAGAAUGACCUGCAGGAGUUCUACGCCAUCAUAGAGUUGGUCAACCCAGGCAUCCUGGGCUCCUGCGCCGCUUACAGGAAGGUGUUCGAGGAGCCCAUCCUGCGCUCGCGACAGCCCUCCUGCACAGAGGAGGAGAGGGUUCUAGGGGAAGAGCGAGCCACGGAGCUGUCCCGCCUCACCAGCAUGUUCGUCCUGCGGCGCACCCAGGAGAUCAUCAACUGCUACCUGCCGCCGCGCCACGACUGGACCCUGUUCUGCGGCGCCACCGCCCUGCAGACGGAGCUGUACCAGCAGCUGCUCGCUCACCGCGUGUUCAGGGCCUGCCUGCAGGGCUCCGGUCAGACCCACACACACCUGGCCUGCAUCACCGCCCUGAAGAAGCUCUGUAACCACCCUGGCCUGCUGCACGCCACCGUCAAGGCGAAGGCGGACAGUGGUUCCGUGGAGAACACUUUGUACGAGGGCCUGGCUGCUCUGUUCCCAGAGGACUACUCCUCAGGAGGUCUCAGUACCGCCGACUCUGGGAAGCUCCUGGUCCUGGCAGACCUGCUGACUGCCAUCAGACACCUCAGCCCGUCAGACAGGGUCGUGGUGGUGUCAAACUACACUCAGACGUUGGACCUUCUCCAGGACCUGUGUGUCCACAUGGGCUACACCUUCUGCAGAUUAGACGGACAAACACCCACCAACCAGCGGCAGCGGCUGGUGGACAACUUCAACAGCCCCUACUCCAACCACUUCCUGUUUCUGCUGAGUUCAAAGGCCGGAGGGGUGGGGCUUAAUCUAGUGGGCGCGUCCCACCUGGUUCUGUAUGAUAUUGACUGGAACCCUGCGAAUGACAUCCAGGCCAUGGCUCGAGUCUGGAGGGACGGACAGAAGAAGACCGUACACAUCUACCGACUCCUCACUGCUGGUACGAUUGAGGAGCGUAUCUUCCAGAGACAGGUGUCCAAACAGGGGCUCUCUGGCACCGUGGUGGACCUGGGCAAAGGGGCAGAGCAUACCAGCUUCUCAACCAGUGAGCUGAGAGAUCUUUUCAGCCUCGCAGACACCCCCUCUCUGACGCACGACCUCCUCAACUGUAACUGUAGCAUGGACGGAACAAUUCCGGCCAUGGAAGAAGAAGUGGAGCAGCGGCCUGAUAGGCCCUGCCAGCUGGGUCGUCUUGGAGACAGAGUAGGAGAAGGAGGCGUGUCACAGAAGCAUCUCAGCAUGUCGGAGCUGAUGCAGUGGAGGCAUUUCUCCGGGGAGACCACCACCUUCUCAGACCCCUACCUGGACCACGCGCGGAACCACAUCACCUUCGCCUUCCAAUCCACCAUGUCCCACGCAGCUCAGUGAAGACGUGAGCUACAUGGAACCACAGACACAUUUAAACGUUGGUGAGGUUUACGUGAAAACCACAGAUGAUUUUAAAGAAAAAACAGUUUGAUAUUUACACAGUGGAAAACGUAUUGCGCCUGACUUAAAUUAUUACACUGUUAUAACUCUAAUAAAACAUUUCCCCUUUGUA
Messenger RNA from Gadus macrocephalus (Pacific cod), 3183 nucleotides. It is a transcript of the gene rad54b, whose product is annotated as RAD54 homolog B. The transcript is spliced from 17 exons. Bases 183 to 3011 code for a protein of 942 amino acids. Gene Ontology annotation, molecular function: ATP-dependent chromatin remodeler activity; ATP binding; DNA translocase activity. The record is from RefSeq and is a predicted model, not a curated record. Gene Ontology annotation, cellular component: nucleus. Lineage: Eukaryota; Metazoa; Chordata; Actinopteri; Gadiformes; Gadidae. Gene Ontology annotation, biological process: double-strand break repair via homologous recombination; reciprocal meiotic recombination.